GUGUGUGUGUGUGUGUGGUGAGCAGGUCCCUCUGGGGGGGGCUGAGAGGAUGAAGCAGUUCCCCCCGUUGGUUCCUCAGGAGUUCAGCCUGGAGGGGGGGGGCUACCUGCAGGCGGCUGCCGACAUCACGCUGUCCUCUGCAGGCUGGGUGGCGGUGACAGCAGCGGCGGGGGACCAGCUGCUGUUGAGGGUCCACGGUCCGGCGGGGGUGGUCUACAGCCUGCGGACGCCCCCCCUCCUCCCCCACCUCGUGGCUCUGAAGGGAGAACGCAUCAGGAAGUCCCCCGCCUACAGGACGGUGGGGGGGGCCUCGCGGGGCGGGGGGGGCCUCGCUCUGCAGGGGAAGCAGAAGAAGAAGAGAGCGUGACACCUGCAGACAGGAAGCAGGUGACACGUCCUUACAGAGACCUGCUAACCACUUCCUGUCUGACGGCGAGGAACCCUGACCCGUUUCCUCCUGCACGCCAUGGACCCUCUCCCGGGACCCAGUUGGGGACCUGGGACCCGGUCGGGGACCCG
This is a messenger RNA of Etheostoma cragini (Arkansas darter), 519 nucleotides long. RefSeq names its product nitric oxide associated 1 (gene noa1). Lineage: Eukaryota; Metazoa; Chordata; Actinopteri; Perciformes; Percidae. The coding region runs from base 50 to 367 and encodes 105 amino acids. The record is from RefSeq and is a predicted model, not a curated record. The transcript has 2 exons.